Papaver somniferum (opium poppy) is the source of this 3399-nucleotide messenger RNA. Its product is annotated as protein SCARECROW-like. The coding region runs from base 720 to 3197 and encodes 825 amino acids. NCBI's taxonomy places the organism in Eukaryota, Viridiplantae, Streptophyta, Magnoliopsida, Ranunculales, Papaveraceae. The record is from RefSeq and is a predicted model, not a curated record. Gene Ontology annotation, biological process: leaf development; bundle sheath cell fate specification; radial pattern formation. Gene Ontology annotation, cellular component: nucleus. Gene Ontology annotation, molecular function: sequence-specific DNA binding; DNA-binding transcription factor activity. The transcript has 2 exons.
AAAGCUAGAUUCACCAUGGAAGAUGUUAAAAUUCCAGUGAAGCUUUCAAGAAGAAGUAGUUAUAUUGUAAGUUCCAAUUUCAACAACUGUAAUUGAUUCCAACUUCACAUACAACACGUACAAACACCAUACGACGAACAAGCUCAAACACCUCCCUCCUCUUUAACUCUUCUUUUUUUAACUCUUUGCCAGCCCAUCUCUCUGCUGCUAAAUCCCAACCAAACAAACACAAAAAAAAACCAAUCAGUCAAAUAAAUACUUCACCAAUACUCAGUCUCCUUAUUUACUCCUCCUCACUUAGUGACUCAGUCCUCCCCCUUCUUAAUUAAGUAGGAGUACUUUUUUCUUCUUCUCAUCAUCUUGAUUCUUGAGAAAUUAGUAUCCACUUUUUCAUGAGGUUGAAAAGUGAAGUAAAUAAACAAUGAAUUCUUGGGAGAUUGUGUUAUGAGUUUUCAAUCUCUUUUAUUUUAGAGUCUAUAGAAAGAGAGAAGAAAAGCCCAUGUCUCAAUCUUUUCACAAUUAUCUGUUUGGAUGCCAUCGAUUCAAGAACCCAAAAUUUCUUCUACUUGUUAGAUUUUACUUAUUAACAGAAUCAAUAAUUUCAUCUUCUUCUCUUCUUCUUCUUCAUUCUUAUCUACUACCACUACUACAUGUUCUCUUAUUAUUACACCUCAUUCAUUAUCUUCCACAGCUGAAUCUAGGGUUAUUACUGAACUUUAAUGGCAGCUUGUGUUUUACUCAACAACAACAACAACAAUGGUAGUGGUAAUGGUAACGGCAGCAGAAUAGGAGGAGCAAGUGGAAACAGUAACAGCAACAGUGAAGAUAAAAACAACAGCUUUACAUCUUCAAUGCAACAACAACCACAGCAAGACCCAAAGAUGGUGAGAAAAAGAACAGCAUCAGAAAUGGAAGUUCAACUUGAUAAUAAUAACAAUCAGAGAAUUUCUCGCAGACCCAAUACUUCUUUUACAGAAAUCGGAAGAGCUGCUUCAAUGGGUUAUCAUCCUCAUCAUCAUCCUAAUCCUAAUGCUAAUAACAUUGUUUCAUCAUCAGACAAUAACAAUACAAAUUUAAACCCUAAUAAUAAUAAUAUCAAUAUCACUAUCCCAUCCAACCACUCCACUAGUACUACUACUACUUCUUCCAAUAUCUUACCUUCUCCAUCUUUGAAUUCUCUUACGUCAUUCAAUUUUCCAUCUUCCAACUUCACUUAUCUUGAUCAUCAUCAGCAACACCACUCAAAUGUUGUUCUUCCAUCAUCACCAUUACUACCUUCAUUACCUGCUGUUUGUAACUUCUCGGGGUUACCAUUAUUUCCAUCUGAGCAAGAGAAUCGAAUUGUUCAUCAAAACAUUACUUCUUCUGCUGCUGCUGCUCAAAUGGAUGAGAAUAAUAAUAACUCCGCAACAACAGCAUGGAUUGAUGGAAUCAUUAAAGAUUUAAUCAAUACUACAACGAACGUUUCAGUUCCUCAACUUAUCCAGAAUGUUAGAGAAAUUAUCUUUCCAAGUAAUCCUAAUCUUGCUACACUGCUUGAGUUUAGAUUAAGGUCAUUGAUGGUGGAGCCUGUUUUAGAUCAUCAUCAGCAGCAGCAACAACAUAAUAUUAAUACAGAUAACAGAAGGAAAGAAGUCAUGGCUUAUCAAAGACAACAACAACAUCAUCAUCAACAGAUUCCAUUAAGCCCAUUUCCUCUUUCAGAUCAUCCUUCUUCAUCAGCAUCACCACAAAUUCCUUCAAAUAAUAAUCAGUUCUUGAACUGGUCGUUACCAAAUCCAUCAGCCCAAGAUUUGAAUCAACAAUUACAUCACCAACAACAGCAAAAUCCCAUUCCCUCUCAUAUGCCACCAAAACACCACUAUCACCAGCAGCAGCAGCAACAACCACAACCGCAGCAAAAACCAUCACCACCGCCACCACAACAGCAGCAGCAGAUUCCUUCUCCUCCACAACAGCAGCAAAGUUCACCGCAAGCAGUUCCAGCAACAGCUACAACCACUCCACAAACACCAUCACCUUCAGUUACACAAAUAAUAGCAAGAGAUAGAAGAGAAGAAAUGAGACAACAAAAAAGAGAUGAAGAUGGUCUUCAUCUUUUAACAUUACUUCUUCAAUGUGCAGAAUCAGUUUCAACAGGUAAUAUUGAUGAAGCAAACGCAAUGUUACUUGAAAUCUCUGAAUUAUCAACCCCAUUCGGCACAUCAGCUCAGCGAGUUGCUGCUUACUUCUCGGAAGCCAUGUCUGCUCGAUUAGUAAGUUCAGAAAUACAACUCUAUGCACCAUUAUCUAAAGGACCUACACAUAGUCAAAAAGUGGCUUCAGCUUUUCAAGUCUUUAAUGGGAUUAGUCCUUUCGUUAAAUUCUCUCAUUUCACAGCUAAUCAAGCUAUUCAAGAAGCAUUUGAACGUGAAGAUAGGGUUCAUAUUAUUGAUCUUGAUAUCAUGCAAGGUCUUCAAUGGCCUGGACUUUUUCAUAUUUUAGCUUCUAGACCUGGUGGUCCACCAUUUGUUAGACUAACUGGUUUGGGUACUUCCAUGGACGCAUUAGAAGCUACUGGUAAACGCUUGACGGAUUUUGCUGAAACUUUAGGACUUCCAUUUGAGUUCAUUCCAAUAGCUGAAAAGGUUGGGAAUUUGGAUAUUGAGAGAUUGAAUGUAAGCAAGAGAGAAGCUGUUGCUGUUCACUGGUUACACCAUUCUCUCUAUGAUGUUACAGGAUCUGAUAACAACACUCUUUUUCUCUUGCAAAGGUUGGCACCAAAGGUGGUGACAAUGGUGGAACAAGAUCUCAGUCAUGCGGGUACAUUCUUAGGAAGGUUUGUGGAAGCUAUCCAUUACUACUCAGCAAUGUUUGAUUCACUUGGAGCUAGUUAUGGAGAAGAAAGCGAAGAAAGACAUAUAGUGGAGCAACAGUUGCUAUCUAGAGAGAUAAAGAAUGUGUUGGCUGUUGGGGGACCUAGUAGGAGUGGAGAAACGAAAUUUCAGAACUGGAGAGAAAAACUAAAACAAUCUGGGUUUAGAGGAAUGUCUUUAGCUGGUAAUGCUGCUACACAAGCCACAUUGUUGCUGGGAAUGUUUCCUUGUGAUGGUUACACUUUGCUUGAAGACAAUGGAACACUUAAACUUGGUUGGAAAGAUCUUUAUUUGCUUACUGCUUCUGCAUGGAGACCCAUUCACAGCAAUAUUCACAGGUAGAUCCAUUUUUUGUUUUUCUUUUUAUUUCAUUGUAGUAGUUGUGAAAAUUUUGAUGUUUUAAUUUAGUUGCAGUAGUAGUGAUGGUGAGGAUGGAUUAAUAAAAGUUAGCAUUUUUUUUGCGGUUGCUUCAGUUUAUCAGUUUACUUUUCUAAAUAUGAUUUUGAAUUAGUUUUGAGAAAUGGGUGAUUUGUUUACAGCUUUA